Messenger RNA from Beauveria bassiana ARSEF 2860, 2499 nucleotides. RefSeq names its product subtilase-like protein. Gene Ontology annotation, cellular component: cell wall; cytosol; membrane. The transcript is spliced from 3 exons. Gene Ontology annotation, biological process: proteolysis. The coding region runs from base 1 to 2499 and encodes 832 amino acids. NCBI's taxonomy places the organism in Eukaryota, Fungi, Ascomycota, Sordariomycetes, Hypocreales, Cordycipitaceae. The record is from RefSeq and is a predicted model, not a curated record. Gene Ontology annotation, molecular function: tripeptidyl-peptidase activity; serine-type endopeptidase activity.
AUGAUUCUUUUUUCAACUUUUGCCCUUGCCGGGGUUGCCAUGGCUGCAGCUUCGCCGACCGGAGCAAACACUACAGAUCCCAGUGGCGCGCCUAGCGUUAUCGCAGCUACAGGAGCUUUUAUUCUUGAAUGCGAUAACAGCCAAAGUCUCGAUUCGCUCGUCAAGACUGUCCUAGACCAGGGCGUCGAGAUUCGCCACCAAUUCAACUCCAAGGUCUUCUACGGCCUGUCAGUGGAGCUGCACAACACCACCAUGACUGAGCAUGGGAUUGGACAAAUGCCCGGCGUCACAAAAGUGUGGCCGGUAGAAACAAGAAUGCAGCCUCCAGAGCUACCAGCUGUACCGGAAGCUGGCAAUCAGCGCCGUGACACCUCUUCAACGUGGAACCACGUCAUGACGCAGGUAGACAAGCUACAUGCAGCCGGAUAUACAGGACAAGGGAUAAGAAUUGCCGUCGUUGAUUCUGGCCUCAACUACACGCAUUCAGCCCUUGGCGGAUGCUUCGGCAAAGACUGCCGAGUUGUCCUAGGUGACAACUUCUCCAAGGACGGCAAGGACAAGGAUCCCAUGGACUGCUAUGGUCAUGGCACGACUGUAGCUGGUAUACUUGCCGGCAACGAUGCUAAUUACGUCGGCGUGGCACCCAAUGCGACACUAGCAGCGUAUAGGGUGCUUGACUGCAAGGGCUCCAUGGUAGAGGACGAUCUUGUGGCUGCCUGGAUCAAAGCAUAUGAAGACGGCCCACAAAUUAUCGUCUCUUCUCUUGGCUGGCCCGGUUCUAGCUGGGCCACGCGUCCAGCAGCGGCUGUCGUUUCGCGCAUCGUCGACAACGGCAUCCCAUGCAUCAUCGGUCUCGGCAACGACAAUGAAGCGAGCCUUUUCUCUGUGAUAAACCCUUCCAGCGGCAAGGGCGUGACAUCGGUCAACUCGUUUGCCCGGGCUCCGGGUGCCCUAGAUGGCCUCGUCAAGAAUGCCCCCAUGGCUCGCUUCUCAACAUACGGCCCGAACUGGGAUCUUGACAUCAAGCCCACGGUUGGCGCGCCCGGCGACGACGUUCCAGGUAUUAUCAACGGUGGCGGCUACGGGCCAGUUUCAGGAACGUCCUAUGCCGGUCCCCUUGUCGGUGGCAUUCUAGCUCUGAUAGCCGAAGUGCGGGGCUCUUUUGACCCGGUGUUCCUCAACAGCCUCCUUAUGUCCACGGCUGUGCCUCAGGGCGACCCUUACUCAGUUGCACAACAAGGUGGCGGUCUAGUCAGAGCCUGGGACGCCGCUCACGCCACGACACUCGUCGAGCCUGCCAGUCUCGCUUUCAAUGAUACCCUUCAUCGCGCCCAGUCUCUUAGUCUUCGCAUCACCAAUAAUGCUACGACCAAAAUGACCUAUCAUCUUGAUACUAUCGCCGCGGACACACUAUACAGCCUGGGAUUCUACUUGAAACUAUCACACAAUGAUCCUGUCAAGGAAACAGCCGUUAUCAAGCUCAGCCAGAGUAUUGUCGUCCUCGGACCAGGCGAAUCGGCUUCCGUGGACAUCUCGGCCACAGAUCCCAUAGGGCUUGAUUCUGACCGUCUACCAGUAUGGUCCGGUUGGAUCUCUAUCAACAGCUCUAGCAGCAUCAAUGGCUCCGACAGUGGUCUGUUGACGGUCCCGUAUCUAGGUCUGUCCGGCUCAUUAAAGGAUCACGCAGUUCUACCCUCAAACGGAGCAAAGCUUUCUGAACUUCCCGGUGCGCAUCAACAAGAACAUGAGUUCUAUGAUGGUGAGCCCUUGGAAUAUCACGUCAACGACGACGGCUCCUUAGGCCUUGGUGUACCGUUAUAUGUCGAGCCAGUCUUGGGAACUGCUCUUGUGCGAGUGGAGGUUGUCCCAGUAUCAUUACGUCAGUGGCUGGUUGAUCGUCUGCAAACCAAAAACAUCAAACUCGACGCCUUCAGUCUCGAGGCGCUUCCCCAUACUCAAGUGACACGCAAAACAUGGAAUGGCCGACUUUCAUCGGGUGACUAUAUCCCCAUGGGCAAAUACAAGCUCUCUGUGCGUGCCCUAAGGCUCUUUGGUGAUGCUGAAACAGAGUCUGACUGGGAUCUGUCAGAGACUGUAUCGUUUCAAGUCACAAAGGGGCCCGGUGAGAAGCCUUGCGAGAUCUAUGAAUCUGGCAAGACGAUUCCCAUCAAUGCUAUAUUUGACAGCCAUGAGGAAUGCGUUCAGGCGCAUGGCGACAUUAUGGUAGAUAAACCGUGGAUUUCUGCACCUGCUGACACUGGAAGCACCCAGUGCACUGAUGAAAAUCUCACGGAAAAGGCUUGCGGCACUCUCCGAUUCUGCAAAGCGCACGCUGAUGCAAAGCUUUCGCAAAAUCUCAAGUCGCCUUUCUUUGGGCCAAGACAUUGUGUCAGUAGCCACAAGCUGCUACCAGCUAUGCCCCUCGACGAUUCGAGGAUAACUGAGUGCCUGUCAACACAUGAGAAAAGCAUAUGCCAAUUCAGCGCAGCCGGAGUUUAA